CUGCCAUUUGCAACUGCAAACUCCGAUUUGCUUCUCGUUGCGAAGCGCGAAGCCAAAAUUUUGUCUCGGAAGCCAUUUCCCAAGACAUCAAGACCCAUCACACCACCAAAAGCGCAAACAUCAACCGACCCUCGUGCUAUACUCCGAUCUAACUUCCCCAGCAAGUAUAUAUAUCAGAAUCCAAAAGACCAAGUCAUUGUAGCCUACUCACGACAAUCCACUUAGUCUACUUGUGAAAGAGAAUGGUCCGAUUGCCGUUGCAUCUCUCCGUGCUGUUGGCAGUGUCUUCUUGUGAAGCCUUUUCCUCGCGACGAGCAGCCCUUGGCAAGAGACAUCUCCCGUUCUUUUCCAACGACCGCCUCCAGACGACAUUUUUGAACUAUCAAUCCAAUACUACGGACGUUGCCUUGCCACCUUGGGUGACGGAAUGGCACCACAUUGCUCCCUUGGAGGAGCGGACUGUAUUAUGGCCCGACGAAGAACCGUUGCCACUCGGAAAAGCUCCACGGAUACGAGAUGAUGAUGAGGAACUGUCGUUUGUCCAAGAAACAACGACAACAACAACAGCAGAAAAACAACCCAUGUCCGAUGUCGCCAAGGCACGGCUGUUACUGCUGGGAUCUGCGGCACUCUAUGGGACCAACUUUUCACUGGUCAAGAUUUUGGGAGAAACGGGCAUGUCCGUGGGUCUCUCAUCGACUCUGCGGUUUGGAAUGGCAGCACUGGCGACAUUGCCCUGGUUGCUUUCGGUCGAUGACCAUGACGACCAGAGUAGUAGCAGUAGUUAUUUGCAAAAACUCUUUGAUCCCUCGGGAACCGAGUUUCGAGCCGCCAUGGGAGGCUUGGAAGUGGGCAUGUGGAACGCGAUUGGCUAUGUCGCACAGGCAGUAGGGUUGGAAACCACUUCGGCAUCGAAAUCCGCCUUUUUGUGUUCCUUGGCGGUCGUAACGGUACCCAUUAUUGACUACCUGGCUGGCAAGACACUGCUUUCACGGCAAGUGAUUGGAGCGCUCUUGGCGGUGGUGGGUGUGGCAUUCUUGGAGCUAGAAGGAGGAAUUGGAGCCAAUACGGGGCUGGAAGCAGGAGACAUUGCUUCCUUGAUACAACCGUUGGCCUUUGGAAUUGGCUUUUGGCGCAUGGAAGCGGCCAUGACCAAGUUCCCCGAAGAAGCAGAUCGAGCCACUGCAGCACAACUGCUCGCUGUCUUUCUGGGAUCGGCUGGGUACAUGCUCGCCACUAAUACAUUCUCGGAUCCUACCACCAUUCCUCCCAUGGAACAGUUGGUUUCUUGGGUGACAGAUCCAGCCAUUCUGGGAGCACUCUUUUGGACGGGGGUCGUGACAACCGCUCUUACAAUCUACAUGGAAACGGUGGCUCUCAAGACUCUGAGCGCAGCCGAAACAACGCUCAUUUUCAGUACAGAACCGCUCUGGGGUACUGCCUUUGCCUGCGUCGUCAUGGGAGAGACAUUGGGCUUGAAUGCGGCUGCUGGGGCCGUUAUGAUCUUGUUUGGGUGUGUCUUUUCCAACUUGGGGCUCGAUGGGAUGAUAUCCUUCCUGCCAGGACAACCAGACAAAAAGGAGUCGGCAGACAGUGACAACAAAGACGUCACGAUGAUGAUCAACCUGGAGCAACCGCUUGAGCUCAGUGCUGAUGACAGCACUGCAACGUUGUUUCCAUCCGUUGCCCCCACUGUUGCAACCACAUCCAACCAAAACCUGUUGCCAACCGAUCCCUUGACAAAGUUUUCCCUAAAGUCUACAGUAGCAACUACACUAGCAGGGGUCGUAGCAACCAUUGAAGAUAUUGUUCCAUAACAAAACUCUGCAGCAAGCCCAGCAAUCAAUAGAUUGACCGAACCUGGAACGCUGCAAACGAGAGACAUGCGACGGUGUCACUACCAGGUACAGUACAUAAUGACAGACUUUUUCGAUCCAUCAGGAUCUUGACCAAAACAAACAGCAUCAAGCUGCAGUACGUAUUACAUGCCUUACACAAAACCGUCCCUGAGGCCAAGUUGAGAGCCGAAACAGAGGACUUUCAUACAUAACCAAAAGAACUACCUAACCUAGAGAGAUAGAUUUUGC
Molecule: messenger RNA, 2087 nt
Organism: Seminavis robusta
Lineage: Eukaryota; Bacillariophyta; Bacillariophyceae; Naviculales; Naviculaceae
Source: the annotation of a GenBank genome assembly